Messenger RNA from Harmonia axyridis, 1264 nucleotides. Its product is annotated as ribonuclease H2 subunit A. NCBI's taxonomy places the organism in Eukaryota, Metazoa, Arthropoda, Insecta, Coleoptera, Coccinellidae. Bases 110 to 1084 code for a protein of 324 amino acids. Gene Ontology annotation, cellular component: ribonuclease H2 complex. Gene Ontology annotation, biological process: DNA replication, removal of RNA primer; mismatch repair. Gene Ontology annotation, molecular function: RNA binding; RNA-DNA hybrid ribonuclease activity. The record is from RefSeq and is a predicted model, not a curated record. The transcript is spliced from 2 exons.
AUAGGUACACAACCUCAAUCAUAAUAUUUAUGUCUAUGAAAUUUGGUUGUAGGUUUUUUUGAAAAAUUAAAUUUUAUUGAGAGUAAUUCGAAAAGAAAACUAACAUAUAAUGGAGAAUUCAAUGAAUGACGAAGAAUUAGAAAUCCGUGACUUGAAAACUCUAGACAAUUAUUUGCAAAAUUGGGAUAAUUCUGAAAACAAUUCAUAUAUUUCUAAAAUACCUGAAGCUUGCAAAGAAUAUCCUUGCUGCUUAGGAAUUGACGAAGCUGGAAGGGGUCCUGUUUUAGGACCUAUGGUUUAUGGAAUUGCAUUUUGUCCUAUAAAUGAAGCUGCAUUACUUGCUUCUCUCAACUGUGAUGAUUCCAAGGUCCUCAAAGAACAGCAACGUGAUGAAAUAUUCGAAGAAAUUUGUAAAAACUCACAAAAAAUUGGAUGGGCAAUAGAGUUGUUAUCUCCUAAUAAAAUCUGUAAUAAUAUGUUGAACAGAACUAAACAUUCGUUAAAUCAAGUCUCUAUGGACUCGGCUAUCGGAUUAAUCAGAACUGCAAAAAAAAGUGGUGUCAAUAUUGAACAUAUAUUUGUUGAUACUGUGGGUCCUCCAGAAAAAUACCAAGCUUAUUUAAAAAGUCUGUUCCCUGAAUAUAAAAUCACCGUUGCCAAAAAAGCAGAUUCUACCUAUCCAAUUGUAUCUGCAGCUAGUAUAUGUGCUAAGGUAACCAGAGAUCAUGCUCUUCUCACAUGGACAUUUAAGGAAGGACAUGAAAUUACUUAUAAAGAAUUCGGAAGUGGUUAUCCUGCCGACCCUGUUACAAAAAAAUUCUUAGCUGACAAUUACGAUAUGGUAUUUGGAUACCCACAAUUAGUACGAUUCAGUUGGUCUACUGUGCCCAAAAUUUUAAAGGAACAAGCUUACCAUGUAGAAAUUGAAGAAUCAAGUGAUGAUGAACAAGUUAAUAAGCCCCCUGCUAACAAUUCCACAAUAACAUCAUUUUUCAAAGUAUCACAAUCAGAUGCUUCCAAACCAAAAAAAAACAUUUCAGAUUUUUUUACUCAAAGGUGUUUGACUAGAGAAGUAAGUCUGUGACGUUAUUUUUUGUAUAUCUUCUGAAUUUUAUUCUAUUUUGAACAAAUUAGAAGUAUUGAUGGAACAAAAAAAAUGGUGAAUUUAUAAUAAAUCUAUCUGGAAAAUAACAAACAAAUGCUUCUAGGAGAAUUGUAAAGUUUUUAAGUGUAUCAUAUAGGAUAAAUAAAAUUAUACAAGUUU